AUUGGUGAAAUCUUUGCACAAUGCGCAUACCGUGUGAAUUCUACAUACUUAUUACAUUAUUUACACGCAUGUACGUCCUUAGAGUAACACACAAUUGGAUGCAUAUAAUAAAAGAUUCAGAGAUGACAGAAAUCUAUAAGACAUUACAAGCAUAUAUGAAAUAUAUGAGAUGAAUCGAUGAAGAAGAAACUUUAGGUCCUCUAAUCGACAUCGAUGUGACGCAAUCUAGGCGGAUCUAGACACAAACGCGUUGCGCGUUCGAUGGGAAUAUCCCGAGCGAGAAUCGAAAGGCAUCGAUAAUGCCUAGUGUACAUUACGGUUCGUACGACGCUGAAUGUUCUCUUUGCCGGCAGGUAACAUACGUGUACGAGCACGAUCGAGCGCGAGCCAUCGGUGUAAAUAUUGAACAAGUGACGUAAUUAGUUGUGCGAGGCAUGAUAAUAAGCGGGGACGUUACUCGUCGGCGCACCUCGCGAUCAGAUACCGCACGAAAUUGUUCCCCGUUUCGAGGUCGACGCACCGUAUCUGCCGCGGAGAAGUCUGAUAAAAGAUACAGUUCGGAUCCGUCGUCGUCGUUGGACGGUCGCGCGAGUUCUCGCUGGCGGAAAACGUUCGGGAAAACGAUGGAGGCGGAACAUAGACUAGAGCAAUUGAGGAGGGCAACGGACAGAAUACAAAGAGAGAUUGAAGAGGUCACCGAGAGGGAACACGAAUUACGGAACGUGGGUAGCAUUAAAACCACGUCUCACGAAACGGUGGAUUCCAAGGUGCGACGCAUGCCACAGGCGCUAGCUUCAGGCAAGUUGAAAAGGACAACAUCUACACCACAGAUCCUAGAAGCGGUAAAUUUGAACCCGCUGUCGGCAAAUCUGACGCCAAAGAUGACGAACGGUGUAAUAUCUACGCGCACAACGCCGACGCCGUUGCGUUUCGCCAGCGCGCCAAGUCAGAAGGGCCUGAUGCACAGGUUCCUGGCCACGCGAGGAAAGAUCUACAGGAACAAAUCGGGAAGCAACGACGUCCUGAGUCCGCCCAUAACGCCCACUAUUACGCUCAAUCCUUUAAGUAUUAAGGCCUUCAACCAAACGUUGGAGAUACAAUUGGAGCCGGACGACGAGCCCAAGAAACCACUGGCGAGGAAGGGAUACGUGCCGGUCGAGCAGAAGAUCCAGAAAGAACUGCACGAUAUGAGAGAACGCGAAAACGAGUUAAGACUGAUGAGAUCGCAAAUGUUGGCAAAGUCUCAGCCGAAUUUACUUGAUAUAGGAAACGAUAAUGAUUCUGACAUUUACGACGGCUCCAGUUCGCUCAGGAGCGGUGCUUCUACUAACACUUUGAACGAGGACGAGAUUGAGAGAGAGCACAAAGGGAAACAUAAGCCUAAUCCACGACGUCGUAGCACACUUAUUGCACAAUGGGAAAAUCUGAUAGCCGCCAAGAAAGAGUCCGUCGAGAACAGCGAGAGUGAUAGUUAUUUUUGAAAGUUUUAUAACUCCCAAAAAAUGUACUUGCAAGCGACAAUUUUGUCCUCGUUUUUAUCUUGUCGUUAUCUACGUAAAACGUAAACGUUAAAUUGUAAAUUUAUAAAUUUGGUGGAAUAUCACAGUAGACGUCUGUACUGUAACAAGUUACUUUGCUAUUCUUAAAGCGCAUGUCGAUUGAUUAUGUGAAUCUGCAUCUCAAUUUUCUUGUUUAUCUUGUUUAUAUAGUUUAUUUACGAACGAACGACUUCGUUCGAAUAAUUAUAGCGAUAUAUCGUUAAUUAGAAUAUACUGUGCGUAUCGCGGCUGCAUGUUUUCAGUAUUAAGUUACUAGAUAAACAUAAUUAUUAGUAACAUAACUUAUAACAAAGUUGAAGAUCUUCCUAAAAAAUGUAAGGCCAAAUUUGUUUUGUUACAUUAUUGAUGAAUUGUAAUAUGAAUACAUGUAAAAUAUUCGUGAACCAUUAAAAAUUUUUAUACACGUAUCGUCCAAUAUAGAUAUGUGGAUUUGAAGUGUUUACGAUUGUUAAAAUCUUGCGUACAAAUAAGACAGAAAAAUUUGAAUUUCCAGAUUUUUCCACUUAUUAAAUUCAAUGAAGAAUU
Messenger RNA from Harpegnathos saltator (Jerdon's jumping ant), 2084 nucleotides. It is a transcript of the gene mdu, whose product is annotated as mitotic spindle positioning protein meduse. The record is from RefSeq and is a predicted model, not a curated record. Lineage: Eukaryota; Metazoa; Arthropoda; Insecta; Hymenoptera; Formicidae.